Messenger RNA from Diatraea saccharalis (sugarcane borer), 807 nucleotides. NCBI's taxonomy places the organism in Eukaryota, Metazoa, Arthropoda, Insecta, Lepidoptera, Crambidae. The record is from the annotation of a GenBank genome assembly.
AUGACGUCUCACCGAAACCAAAAUCUGUGCGAGACUGGCGAACACGUGCCGGCCGUCGGCAAUUGUCAAAGCAAAGUAAAUCGGGCGGCAAGCAUAAAACUAAUUCGCCGCCCGCACAGGUCAAAGGACGCCGCCGCGCCGUUUAACGAGCCGACACCGGCACACGUGCACAGUACAGCCGCAAAUAAAUCUGGUGCCUUCUUAUUUCAUAUCGACAUUUUCGCAGUGAAAGCAGACAGCAUGGUCAAUAGGGUGUUUUCAGAAGUGACAAGUACAGUGACGAACUCUUUCGAGGCGAACCAAGUGGUGCCCGAUGUGGUGCCGAAGGCGCCUACUGCUCUUGUCAAGGUGGUGUUCCCUAGUGGCGUAGAGGUGAAUGAAGGCAACGAGCUAACUCCUACUCAAGUUAAAGAUGUCCCAACAGUCACGUGGGACGCUAGCCCUGAUGAAUUUUAUACUUUGGCUAUGACAGAGCUCCGAGAAUUUGAGCACUGGCUGGUCGUUAAUAUUCCCGGUAACGACGUGACCGCUGGCGAGACCCUCGCCGCCUACAUAGGCUCUGGUCCAUCGCAGAACUCUGGUCUCCACAGAUACGUGUAUCUAGUAUACAAGCAACCAUCACGACUCACCUUCGAUGAACCUCGCCUUCCCAACACGUCUGCCGACAAUCGUACCAACUUCUUCAUUGCCAAGUUUGCUGAAAAGUACGAGCUCGGUGAUCCGAUCGCUGGCAACUUCUAUCAGGCUCAAUACGAUGACUAUGUACCAAUCUUGUUCGAGCAGCUUGGUAUUGAUACUUACAACUAA